UUUGCGUCAGAUUGACUUGUAUACAAUCUAAAUAUAUACAUAUAUAUAAGAAAAUUUUUAUAAUGUCUGGCGUAGUAAAGUCUGAUUCACGGAUUAAGCCUGCGGUAGAGGUUAUUGAAAAAUGUGAUAAGUUACGCUCUAUAGUCGCUUCAUUAAGCCAGAACAUUAAGGCAUAUGAAGAAGAGAGUCAUUUUUACUUUCAAAACCUGCUGAAACUGAAAGAAAUUUGUCUUAAGUAUGGCUUACAGAAUAGACAUGUUGUGAAUAUACUAAAUAUAGUUCUUGCUACUCCUUAUCCAAAUCAUACUCCUGUUAUAAAGUUUUGUUAUAGCUGCAUGGUGUCCAAAAACUUUUUCAAGGAAACCAAAAAGAUGAAAUCGGCUUUUGUGCUUUUCAUUGUUAAGGAGGGUGUAGUUUCGAAGAAUAUUAAAAUUGCGGACUAGAGAAGAGAUGGAUGUAAAACGUAUACGUGGUGAAGAAAUUCUGUGUGUUUAUUGAUAAAACUUUAUAUUUUGAUGGAUGAUUUUUUCUUUAACGUGAUAGAUUUUUCUUGUUUGAAACUGAUGUUAAAGAUGUUAUAAUAAAUGUAUUUAUACUUCUA
This is a messenger RNA of Teleopsis dalmanni, 601 nucleotides long. RefSeq lists its product as uncharacterized. NCBI's taxonomy places the organism in Eukaryota, Metazoa, Arthropoda, Insecta, Diptera, Diopsidae. The transcript is spliced from 3 exons. The coding region runs from base 63 to 443 and encodes 126 amino acids. The record is from RefSeq and is a predicted model, not a curated record.